AUUCCUAAAUAUUGUGAGGAAAUGUGCAAAAUGUGUUUCAAUUAAUUUUCCAUUUCGUUAAUUAGUUCCAUAUAAACCCUUCACGGUUGGUUUUAAAUCCGAACUUAUCAGUUAGAGACGAUCAUGUAUGGAAUACUGUGGCUCACUUUGUGGGCCACAGUAGGAGAGGCGUUCUACGAUGACUACUGGUUCCGAGAUCUGGAUGAUGGUAUUGAAGGAUCGGCUUGGGACUCACAGAGGCAUCUGAAACACAAUUUUACAGAAGGCCUGAAAUCAUUUCACAAGCUCUACCAUGCUGGACGAGACGGAGAGGAAAGAAUGAGUAUGAAGAAAGCAAAAUUACAUCUAAAAAUGUUGAAGAUAUAUCGACACGUUGGAGAUACAGAUGACUUUGAACCGUCAAGAGGUCAUUUUCUACCGUUACGAGAUGGAGCCAAGUACUGUACUAUGGGUAGACACACCAGAGUGGAUUGUAACCAAUGCACGUGCGUCGCCGGUCAAAUGUACAUGUGUACAGGAAUGAUCUGCAACUCUGCCAUCGGAAGACCAAAAUUUCUAGUAACUUGUAGGGAAGGCAAACAACGACAAAUAGACGCAUGCAACUAUUGUUUUUGUCGAAACGGCCAUGAAGUUUGCACAGAAAAAGAAUGCAAUAGUAAUAGCUUCUUGGACUUAGAUUUACGGAGCGGAUGUCCAGAUGGGCAGAGACGUCAGAAGGACUGCAACCGUUGCCUUUGUGUCCGUGGCGAAGAGUACUGUACUCAUUACACCUGCGAUAGAGAUACUUUCAGUGAAAAUUUAUUGAGUUACUUAGACUCGACGCAAUGUAAAAACGGAGAAACACUGGAAGUCGAUUGCAAUAAAUGUGUCUGUGUUGACCGAAGCUGGACAUGUUCUCGUGCGCGCUGCCCCAGGGACACAGGACUGAGAAUUGAAAAACAACUCGAAUGUGAAGAUGGCCCGGUGUUUUUUGACAACUGUAAUAUUUGCUAUUGUCGCAAAGGAAAAUUCUUUUGUGAAAAUAAUCCUUGUUUUUUAAAAGAAAAAGAGAAGAAAAAUUUCAGUUUGAAAAGAGAACGUUAUACGUGUAUUGAAGGAAGCAAAUAUUACAUAGACGAAUGCAACUACUGCCACUGUUUAGAUGGAAAAGAACUUUGUACCGACAUGGAAUGUGGAAAUACAAAUUACCAAAGAACAAGAAUUUGUACGCACGGAGAGACAAAAAAUGAAAGAUGUAACUCCUGUUAUUGCUUCAUUGGUAGUUGGCUAUGCUCAAAACGUUCAUGUGAUGAUGAUGAUGAAAGUUAUGACGACGACCUUCACACUGAAGACAUUUCUUCCGAUGAGCGGUGCAAUAAAGGUGACACAAAGGCCAUCGACUGCAAUACUUGUGAAUGCCACCAUGGAGAAUGGAUAUGCUCACUUGCACCGUGUCUUCAGGACGAGAAAGAGUCACUGCAUUCACUCCCUUUUUUGCAUUCUAGCUGCACAUCCAAUCAUAGAAUGGCAUGGAAAGACUGUAAUAAAUGCAUAUGCAUCGAAGGCGUUUGGUACUGCGCUCAGAAACUAUGUCACCAAGGAUCUGGUGCGAUAAGAUACUUAAGGGAUGAUCAUCAUUCAGAAAGUUGUAAGGAAAAUGAAAAGAAAUAUAAAAAGUGCAAUCGCUGCGUAUGUCGCGACGCGCGAUGGGUCUGCACACAAAGGGAAUGUUUUGACUUCGACAGUUACGUCGGUACUGACAUUCGUACCCAAGACUCAGCUGAUCAAUUUUAUCUAAAGCCGUGUAUCUCUGGAGAAAGACGCUACAAAAAUAUUUGUAACCCUUGCAUUUGUAUGAAUGAAAAGUGGUAUUGCCAAACUAACUUUUGUGGAAGAGGUACAGACUAUAGACCUGAAGAUGUGUACUUAAGACUCGGCGACGAUCAUAAUUUCUACACCGCAAAAUGCAGGAAAGGCAGUAAACGAAAGAAGGAUGCUUGCAAUUAUUGUUACUGUCGACAUAAAAUAUGGUUCUGCCAAAACAAAGCUUGUGUGGAGGGUGGAGACCUCAGAGAGCAAGUUAAUUUGAAAUAUCAUGUAAUGCCAAGGGGUUGUCCCUUGGGAGAUAUAAAAAUAACGAAUUGCAAAUAUUGCGUUUGUCUGGCGACUGGUUACCAAUGCAGAUUGAUGAAAGAAUUUUGCAUCGAUCCGAAAACAGGCGAUCGAUGGCUGCGGUCUUCCAAAUGUGUACCAGGAACUAAAUAUACCAUUGAUUAUUGUAAUUCUUGCUAUUGCGGCGAAAAGGGCGAAUAUAUCUGCACUAAUAAUCCCUGUUCACUCUCUGAGAGUUUAGAUAACCUAACAGCUCCUAGUUGUGACAGAGAAGAUAUAGGGAAGACGGAACAAAUAAAUUCUUGUAACUAUUGCUACUGCAACUCCGAUCAGAAAUGGCAGUGCACGAAUAAUGAAUGUCUGGACGAAGAUCUUAGUCCUCUAAGGGAUUCAACAUGUCACAUAGGGGAGAGAUACAGACAGGAUGCAUGCAAUUAUUGUUUCUGUAAUUACGACCGAGAACUGAUCUGCACAAAUAACUCUUGUCCUCAAUACAGGCUGGAUCUACGCACAUCACAAAAUUGUGCAGUAGGCGAGAGAGAAAUAGUAGAUGCCUGUAACUAUUGCGAGUGUAACUUAGAUGAGGAAUGGGAAUGCACACAUAAUCCUUGUCCAGAGACCGUUCGGACUACCUUCAUAGGGAACCGAGGAAACUGGUACAAGCAUAAAGAUGUGUGGAAUUCAAAAACCGAAGCUCCAAAGACUUACCUGUGUAUUGAUGGCACCCGCAACGAAAUAGAUGCUUGUAAUUAUUGCGUGUGUCUGGACGGCAUCGAAUUUUGUACGAGGAAGAAUUGUAGGACAAAAUCGUACUUCGUGGAGGCUUUGUGCUUACCCAAUGAGCCGCUGCCCAAACCGGACCCAUGCAAUGAAUGUAUUUGUUUACACUCAGCAAUCGCAUGCUCAAAAAUCCCAUGCAUUCGAAAGAAGCAAGUCGCUGGCGGCAGGUCUCAUGUUUGUAUUGAACGACAAAAAUACUAUAUGGACGAUGGCUGCAAUUACUGUGUCUGCUCCAACGGUCAAGAAUUUUGUACUUCAAGGGCUUGCAUGAUGGUUCGUGAUACAAAUAUUAAAUGUAAAGUUGGCGACAUUAUUCCUCCAAGAGACAGCUGCAACAUGUGUGUUUGUGUUCGUGGAAAAGUUACUUGCACUAACAAAGUAUGUAAGAAAACUAGAAGGCAAGGAUUUAGGCAUAGAAAGUUGAAGAGGUUCAAGUUUGGAAAACUCUCUCCGAUGAUCCAGUCAGAUGAAAUACUAGACGAAUGUAAAGAUGGGUUUUUUUACAACCCGCCUGAGUACGACCCGGAAUGCCCGAAUAUAUGCUAUUGUGAUAGAGGAGAACUAUUGUGCACAGACAGACCAUGCAGAAGACCAAAAGUCCUACCACCGGAAUGGGGCACCGAGUCGGUGAAGCGAAACAGGCACCACUCUAUGUCACAGCGGACGGGCUGCUUUGAGUUUGAUCUCCCACCUGAUGCAAAUUGCAGGACUUGCCGUUGCGUAAACAACGAAAAAGUCUGUGAAGUAACUAAUUGCAUCUUGGAUAAAGAAGGAAUUAUAGCUUCAUUGAAAUUAAUGCACGAAAAGAAGGAAAAGCAAUUUUCCUCGCCCGAUCUGUUUUGCACACCAUUCACAUUCUUCAGUCCGGACAACAACAGGUUCUGUCGAAACUGUUUCUGUUUACAUAACGGGCUCGCGUUAUGUUUGCUUAACUUCUGCAAAUACUCCAAAGAUGUACCGCACGAACCCCCAGAAUCUGUUUACGACAAGUGCAAUCCUGGUGAAGUUGGCUAUCCCACAAAGUGCGUGUCUUGCAAGUGCACAAACCAGGGCAAGUGGGCAUGCAAGCGAGAUUCAAUAACGGACUGUGGUGAGAGGAACUGCGACUCUGGAGACGAGUUCCAGAUGGGUUUCCAGACAUUUUGUGCAUUUUGCAAAUGUUCUAGCACGGAAUGGUAUUGUUCUGUAGCAGAUGGACCAUGUUCUGACUUCAGCAAUUUAGUUUGCCCCAUGGGGACCCUCAUCCACAACCCAAGCCAGUUCUGCAGUCUGUGUCUGUGUGGAGGGCCCAGUGGGUCAAACAUGUGCUUCACAGAAUCCAAGUGUGUUCAUCAAGUUUCUGCCCACUUACAAUAGUCAUAUGUCGCUUUACGUAAAAGGAAAAUAAAUUAUGGAUAUUUUUGUAAUUUUUAUUUUCUUCUUUGUAUUUUAUGGUCUUAUCUACGUGCAGUUUGCUAAUGUAUCUACAUGAAAUUCAUUUCAAAAAUUGUUAAGGAAUUUCAACGAUUUUUUUUUUGAUAUUUACAACAUUACGAUUUUGUUGUCAAAUAAUCUGACAUUGUAUUUCUUGAUUUCCUUAAAUUUUUAAGGAAAUCAAGAAAUACCAAACCCACUAAGAGUGACUUGUCGCGGAUUUGGCCCCCGCUUAGUGUAGCGUUAGUGUGAACCAUGGAUGCUUAUUUUGAACCUGGGUGACUUUUUGCAUGCGACCUUAAUGCCUGUGCGACCUCCCGAGACACAAG
Molecule: messenger RNA, 4613 nt
Organism: Trichoplusia ni (cabbage looper)
Lineage: Eukaryota; Metazoa; Arthropoda; Insecta; Lepidoptera; Noctuidae
Product: kielin/chordin-like protein
Exons: 35
Coding region: 124-4227 (1367 amino acids)
Molecular function (GO): protein binding; peptidase inhibitor activity
Source: RefSeq, a predicted model, not a curated record